AUGGAGGCGCCGGGCCGGGCCGCGCGGGGCCGCGCAGAGGAGACCCCGCCCGAGAGGACAGUGUACAUGGACUACAACGCCACCACCCCCCUGGAGCCGGAGGUCAUCCAGGCCGUGGUCGAGGCCAUGCGGGACGCCUGGGGGAAUCCCAGCAGUCCCUACCCUGCAGGUCGGAAGGCCAAGGCCAUCAUCGCUGCGGCGCGGGAGAACCUGGCUGCCAUGAUAGGCGGGGCCCCCCAGGACAUCCUCUUCACAUCUGGGGGCACCGAGUCCAACAACCUGGUCAUCCAGUCCAUGGUGCGCUGGUUCCAGGAAAGCCACGCGUCCGGGGGUGCCUCGGCAGCCACACCCCACUUCAUUACCUGCUCGGUGGAGCACGACUCCGUGCGCCUGCCCCUGGAGCGCCUGGCCAAGGCGGGCACGGCGGCCGUCACCUUCGUGCCGGUGUCCACGGCGAGCGGACGGGCGGAGGCGGACGACGUGCUGGCGGCCGUGCGCCCGGCCACGUGCCUGGUGAGCGUCAUGCUGGCCAACAACGAGACGGGCGUGGUCAUGCCGCUGCCCGCCAUCAGCCGGCGCGUCCGGAGCCUGAACCAGCAGCGCGCGGCCGCCGGGCUGCCCCGCGUCUUCGUGCACACGGACGCCGCCCAGGCCCUGGGGAAGCAGCGUGUGGACGUGGCAGAUCUGGGGGUGGACUUCCUGACCAUCGUGGGCCACAAGUUCUACGGCCCCAGGAUCGGGGCACUUUUCGUGCGAGGACUCGGGGAACUCACCCCGCUGUACCCCAUGCUGUUCGGAGGUGGGCAGGAGCAGAGUUUCCGGCCAGGGACAGAGAACACCCCGAUGAUCGCCGGGCUCGGGAAGGCCGCGGAGCUGGUGACCCGCAACUGCGAGGCGUACGAGGCCCACAUGCGGGACGUCCGCGACUACCUGGAGGAGAGGCUGCAGGUGGAAUUUGCUAAGAGGAUCCGUCUGAACAGCCGGUUUCCAGGGACCGAGCGACUCCCCAACACGUGUAACUUUUCCAUCCUGGGACCCCAGCUUCAAGGCCGCUCGGUGCUGGCCCAGUGCAGGACGCUGCUGGCCAGCGUGGGGGCUGCGUGCCACUCGGACCAGGGGGACCGGCCGUCUCCGGUGCUGCUGAGCUGCGGCGUCCCCGUCGACGUGGCCAGGAACGCCCUCCGGCUCAGCGUGGGCCGCGGUACCACCAGGGCCGAGGUGGACCUCGUCGUGCAGGACCUGAAGCAGGCCGUGGCGCGGCUGGAGGGCAAGCCGCGGGCCGAGGGCGCCUCGUAGGGCCGGCCGCCGCCUCCUUGGUGCCCAGGGCAGUGCCCCCACCGGCCUGGAAAGCGGGCCACUGCCCGGGCAGAGUGGGGGGCCGCCACGGCUGUGGGGCGUGGGUCCCGCUGCAGCCAUGGCCCCUCGGGAACUGGGGCGAGCCUGGAGCACCCCCAUCCGAAGGGAGUGUUUUUAUCCAGACAUAAAAUCCUGGUGUUUACCAUCCGCUGUCGGCCGCCCUCGUGGGACUGGGAGGUCCAGCCUCCGCCUGCGACCGUGGGCUGGGGUCCACCCGGCGAUGCCCCUGGCCCCGCGGUCCUUUGCCCUGCCAGGCCAAGCUCACGACCCCAGAGCUGGGUCCCUCUGCUCUGCGCGUGACCCAGGCGGCUCCCGGGCGCCCUCUGACCCCGUCUCGGCCUCACGGCCGUCCGUGGAUUCCGGCCCUUCCCAAGAGGGG
Talpa occidentalis (Iberian mole) is the source of this 1735-nucleotide messenger RNA. RefSeq names its product selenocysteine lyase (gene SCLY). NCBI's taxonomy places the organism in Eukaryota, Metazoa, Chordata, Mammalia, Eulipotyphla, Talpidae. The coding region runs from base 1 to 1296 and encodes 431 amino acids. The transcript is spliced from 12 exons. The record is from RefSeq and is a predicted model, not a curated record.